Molecule: messenger RNA, 1498 nt
Organism: Penaeus indicus
Lineage: Eukaryota; Metazoa; Arthropoda; Malacostraca; Decapoda; Penaeidae
Product: rab-like protein 2A
Exons: 6
Coding region: 15-641 (208 amino acids)
Biological process (GO): regulation of exocytosis
Molecular function (GO): GTPase activity; GTP binding
Source: RefSeq, a predicted model, not a curated record
UGUUUGUCGUCAACAUGUCAGAGGAGGUUAAUCAAGAGAAAGACGCAUGUGGAGAGGAUACGAAGUUGGAUUAUGACCAGAAAACUAAAAAGGGAGAAUUAGCAGUCAAAGUGAUAUGCCUUGGCGACAGUGCCGUGGGAAAGUCCAAGCUUGUAGAAAGGUUUUUGAUGGAUGGCUAUCAACACCAGCAGCUGUCAACAUUUGCUCUGACACUCUACAGAUAUCGCACUAAACUAGAAAAUAAAGAUGUUCUUGUGGAUUUUUGGGACACAGCAGGGCAAGAAAGAUUUCAGACAAUGCAUGCAUCAUACUAUCAUCAGGCUCAUGCUGCAAUCCUGGUAUUCGAUGGAACGCGGAAAGUCACCUAUAAAAAUCUUGCAAAUUGGUACAAAGAACUCCGUCACUAUAGACCCGAAAUCCCUUGUUUUUGUGCUGUAAAUAAAAUAGAUGAAAAUGAAGACAUCGCUGGAAAGAGUUUUGCUUUCCCAGAAAAGAACAAUAUCCCCAUGUAUUAUGUUUCAGCAUCCAAUGGAACCAAUGUUGUCAAGUUAUUCAAAGAUGCCAUUAAUGCUGCAUACCAGUAUAAAAAGAAUCCAACUGACUUCACAGAUCAGAUAAUGGAAGAGCUAGAGAUGGAUUGAUGAUUCAAGUCAAGCAUAGAAAUAGAUAGGUCUUGCAAGCACAAUCAUGCCAUAGAUACAGUAUGUGAUAAAGAGUAUUUGCACUUGCCUUUUUUAAGCAGUAAGGAAUUAUCUUUAAAGGGACCAUCAAGAUGAUUUUGUUGCUCCCAGUUUACACACUUUUAUGUUACUAAUUUUUUCAUAUGUUAAUAGAUCAUUCAAAUUGAUGUAAUAACUUUCACAUGAAGUUUUUACCCAACAAUGAUGCUGCCAGAAAUUUACCGAUUGACUGGCUUUAGCUAUACCCGUCAUAAGGAGAUGGUUUUCCUGAUGACUAUAAGCGUACCCAGUUGAAAAAUAAAACCCAUAAAUCAAAGAUAAAUCCAAUCAUGGAUUUCCUGAGCAAUUUAUGCCUUACUCGAUUGUUGGUAAAUGCCAAUGGGGGAAGAAAUCAUAGCAUCUACUUUUUCACUUUGCAUCAUGUUAAUGCAAUUGCAACAUCAGAUUUUAAAAACCCCUCUGAGUAAAUGAGAAUAAAUAGGAAUAAAAGUGCUCUCUAGAAUUUUUUUUCCCCUCUUUAAUAACAAUAGGAUUGGCAAUCCUAUGAGUGAUGCCUCUUCAAGGAAAUACUGGGCCUUUGGUCUUGCCAGUUAAAUAUAAUCCACUCAGAGCCACUUGUCACAACUAUUAUGCCUUAAGGAUUUAGCAAGGCAUUGAUACCACCCAGUAUGCAGUAUAUUAUAUAUAGCAGCAGUAUGCUAUAUAUAGUGAAAAUUAGCCGUAUGCUAUAUAUAGUGAAAAUUAGCCGUAUGCUAUAUAUAGUGAAAAUUAGCCGUAUGCUAUAUAUAGUGAAAAUUAGCCGUAUGCUAUAUAUAGUG